This is a messenger RNA of Linum trigynum, 3643 nucleotides long. The record is from the annotation of a GenBank genome assembly. Lineage: Eukaryota; Viridiplantae; Streptophyta; Magnoliopsida; Malpighiales; Linaceae.
CGUCCGAAAGCAGAGGAGAAGGCAGAAUUGAAAUUAGAUGCUCCAAUUGAGGGCUCGACAAUGGCGGGGCACCAGUUUAAUAUGGAGGACUUCCCAGCACAGAUUGAUGCAUGAUUCCAGGAUCAACUGGGCCAGUUCAAGCAAGAUAUCGACCAGCGGUUCGAUGCAAUAGUGCCGCCGGAAAAUCGAGCUAGGAAAGGGGAAGCUCUCGCCAACGAAGUUCCAGCUGGAAACCCGAAUUUAUUGGAUCGAAUUGAGGAGAUCGAGCAGCGUCUAGUAGUUGCAGAACCCAAUCCUGAACGCCAACAGCGAGGGCGGCGUGAUCAGUAUGAGGCAGAACCUGCCAUCUCUCAAGGGAUCAAACUGUCCGUUCCAGUUUUUCAGAGAAUGAUGAAUGCGGCCACAUACCUUGAUUGGGAACAGAAGAUCAUUCUUUUCUUCCAAUGUGUUCAGUUUAGCAAGCAAAAAAAAUAGGCGAUUAUCACGUAUGAGUUCUCUGAUUAUGCUGCCCGAUGGCAGGAGGGAGCAACUUCAAAUUCGUCGACGACGAAAUUUGCAACCAGAGGUGACAACCUGGAAAGAACUACGCAGGUUGAUGAGGGAACAGUUUGUUCCAGGAUACUACCUGCGCGAAAUCCAUGACUCGUUACAGAGUAUUCACCAAGGAUCAAGGGGGGUUGAAGAGUACUACCGAGUCUAGAAUUGCUCUUACUGCAAGCAAAUGUUCGAGAGGACCGGGAAGCUAUCAUCGCGCGGUUUUUACAUGGGUUGAACUGCGAAAUUUGAAACGAGGUCGAGCUAUGGCCUUUUGUGGACCUGGAAGAAGCUGUUCAUAUAGCCUCGAAGAUUGAGAAGCAACACAGGGCAUCAACAGGACAAAGGUUUUCCCCAUCCACGAAUUCCACGACCGAGAUAAAUUAUCAGUUCACCUCAACCACGAAGAGAUGUGGCUAAAUUGGCCCCCAGAAGCAUUAAUCCGCUUCCCACAGAGCGAUCCGGAUCAAUCCAAUGCUUUAAAUGUCAUGGCAUGGUCCAUAAAGCCAACCAAUGCCCCAAUGUUAAAAUAUUGAUCCUGCACGACGGCGAAUACGUCUCCGACGAAGAAACAGAACACAAAGAGAAGGAACGAAGUUCGUUAGAUGAAGAGGUGGACGAAGAAAUUGAAGCUGAAUCUGGCUGAAGAGGCGAGACAAGUGACGACCUGCGAACUAACCUCUUUCACACGGGUGCCUCGUCAAUGGAAGCUGCUUAUCAGUGGUCGUCGAUGGGGGAAGCUGUACGAAGGUAAUCAGCCUUGACUCUGUCAAGAAACGUGGCCUGGAGACAACAAAACACCCUGAUCCAUUCAGCCUUCAUUGGCUUAAUGAUUAUGGCGCAAUUAAGGUUACAAAACGAGCUCGAGUCAACUUCGAAAUUGGUCCAUACAUGGACGAGCUCUAGUGCGAUGUAUCACCAAUGCAGGCCGCCCAUCUCUUGCUCGGCCGGCCCUGGCAGUAUGAUCGAGCUGUGACCCAUGAUGGCGGCUCCAACUCUAUAAAUUCAAGCACGACGGGAAACUUGUUCUACUCAAACCAUUGUCCCCGUCUGAAGUGCGAUUCGAUCAGCAGAAGAUGGUCGCCUUGAGAGCUCGCGUGAGUCGAGAACAUGGAACAUCAAGGCCGAGAACGUGCUUGACUCGUAUGGGGUAUAUGCUCACCGCAUUACCAAGGCCUGGGAUUCCUCGAUGGAUCAAGUGCGCGCCGACCUGUCCCCUGGUGCUGACGAAACAGGGAUGGAAAGAGGGUGAAUUGGUCGGAACGGUGGGGAGCGAAUCGAACGAAGCCAACCCUCCAGGAACGAUAGAUCUUGGUCCAGGAACGUGUAGCAAUGAGCAAUUGGGGUCGAAUCACGUCGACGCAAAAAGCCCUGAUUCGCGAAUUUUGGGCCAAAAUACGAAGGACAACGCGGCCGAGAAGGGUGAAUCAGUUGUGGAGAUUGGCGUUGAUUCAUCGAAAAUAAUCAACUGCGUUCGAUUCCUGGAGUCAUGGGGAAGGUGUAGAAGCCACGAAAAUGACUCGCAAAUGCCUGAGUCGAUUUCCCCCAAUUUUGAAUUGAGGCCGCCGGAUUCUGGGUUUACUCCGCCGGAUUCUGGAAAAUUCAAAUUUUAUGGUGGAGGGAAAAUUGCAACGAGCGUUAGGGGUCGAUCGAGGGGAUUCCAAGGCGGACAAUGGUCGAAAACGGAUACUGGACGGCAAAACAACACGGCCAAAUGUUCAACUACUGUGGAGUGCCAUGAAACGUCAAGUUGCUGAUUUGAGGCACUCGCGGGAGUUCAAAUUGCCGGCCGCAGAGUACUCCUUUUACGAUCCUUUCUGGGUCCAAUCAGACGAUAUUUUUAACUGCACGUGUGGACCAACUUUGAGGGAAAAGCUUUUUAAAGAAGGGGGUCCUGAUAUGAUUCCAUUUAGCCUCGUGUCCAAGCUCGAAUUGAUUUCCAAACAAUCCAUCAACGUUGGAAGGCUAAGUGUUCGACUUGUUUCGUGGUGCUUGCUUUGCAGGUUCGUGUCUUACCUCUCGGUCGAUGGAAUUGCAAGAGGAAGGGUGGGAAUGAGAGAUCAAGUGCUUAUAAACCACGUCGAAGGAUAGGUUGCGCGAAUUAAGGGGCAAAGAGGGCUGAUCAAGAGGCCUCAAGUUGUUAUUAUAAAACUGUUAAAUUGCCUAUUUUUGGCCAAGUCUAGAACCAGUUCGAGAACCCAUCUUUGGAGGCUUAUUCAAUUCAGAUGGGGCAUUGUUGAGGGGAGGGGAGAGUUGGGAUUUGAAGUACAAGACUCAGGGAAGAAACGAAUGAAGGCUGUUCUGGUCGAACCUUCUUGGAAGCUCUUGAUCGAGAGCUCCAAAGUCGCUAUGGAAGCUGGAUGGGUUGCUUGCGCAGGAAGAUAGAGGCGUGUGUGCUUUGUUUCCGUUAUAAGAAAGGAUUUUUGUUUCCUUGUUGAGUUAGAAUUAGGAUUAGUUUCCUUGUUAGUUUAGAGUCCGAUUUAGGUUGUUCAUUGUCCAUUUAAGGCCUUGACAACCUCGUGUAAAAGCAUACUAGAUUGAAUGACACAGUUGUGACUUUGUCACCAAAUUCUUGUGUGUUGGUCGAGUUCCAGCAGCAAGUUGCUUCGUAUCGAUUGAAACCGCGUCAAUCGUGGCCGAGCUUUGACUCAAACCAAUCGAGCCUCUUCCCAAGUGUGAAGUUGCACCUUUGGCCGUUUUUGUUUUAAGUUUCUAUUAGAAUUUGGAGCUCUGAUUUGACAAAGUUGGAGCUACGCGCUUCGAACAUAAAAUAAGCACCCCCUGUGCUCGUAUUACCAGGCGGGUCAGAUCUUCUCGCCACCCCAUAGUUUAACUUAUAGGCUAUAGUUAGAAGACUUCUUUUAGGGGUGAGCAUUGGGUGGUUGAACCCACAAAUUCACCAAAAUCAAUCCACAAUCGACCCACCAAUUACCAUGUGGGUGGUUCUUAUGGGUGGGUGUGAAUUGUAAAAUAGGUGACCGACAAAAGAUUGGGUGAGUGCGACCGUACGGGUGGGCUGUGGUUGACCCACGAUCCACCCAACCUUUUAACCUCAAACCAUCGAAACUCUAACAUAUAGCUUUUCAAAAAAUGAAACCCUUAAAAUUGC